GUCCUACCGAAGUGGACUCCCUCUCCAAGCUCAAUAAAAACGAGCCACCGACUCACCGACCAAAAGCCAGGCGACUGGGGCGCGCGAAACAGUCCCCCUCCCCCACCGCCCGCCUUGAAUCUUUCCCCGUUGGCCGUCCUCCCAAAUCCGCGCCAAAUCGGCCCAUCGCCAUGGGAGCUGCCUGCGACGACGCCGUCCAGCAGCUCGCCCGCUUGCUGGACCAAGUCGAGGAGCCGCUGAAGAAGACCUUCCAGAAUGUGCACCAGGGCUAUCCAACAGAGACACUAGUGCGCUUCCUUAAAGCAAGAGAGUGGCAUGUAACAAAUGCUCAUAAAAUGCUUGUAGAUUGUUUGAAUUGGAGGAUACAAAAUGAAAUUGACAGUAUACUGGAGAAACCUAUAGUUCCAGUAGAUUUGUAUAGAUCGGUACGAGAAUCACAGCUUAUUGGAUUAUCAGGAUACUCAAAGGAGGGCGUCCCAGUAUUUGCCUUUGGUGUUGGACAGAGCACAUAUGACAAAGCUUCGGUCCAUUACUAUGUGCAGUCUCAUAUUCAGAUAAAUGAGUACCGUGAUCGUAUUAUUUUGCCUAUGACUUCGAAGAAGUUUACACGGCCUAUUACCACAUGUAUAAAGGUUCUUGAUAUGACUGGUUUGAAGUUGUCAGCACUGAGCCUAUUGAAGAUUUUGACUGCAAUAUCUGCUGUUGAUGAUCUGAAUUACCCUGAGAAGGCCGAGAGCUAUUAUAUUGUAAAUGCUCCAUAUAUAUUCUCAGCCUGUUGGAAGGUUGUGAAACCUCUUUUGCAAGAGAGGACAAGAAAGAAGGUUCAUGUUUUGCAUGGUUCUGGUAAAGAUGAGCUCCUAAAGAUUAUGGACCAUUCCUCCAUCCCCCAUUUCUGUCGACGCGAGGGCUCAUCUAAAUCUUCAUUGAGCGGCGUCAAUGACUGCUUCUCGCUUGACCACCCUUUCCACCAAGAGCUCUACCGCUACAUCGAGCAGCAGGCACUGAACCAGGAACUCGUCAAGCAGUGUUCUUUGCAUGUAGACAUCCCUGACCAAGACCCUGAGGACGUCAAGAUUGUGGAGGCCAUCGAGGCUGAGUUUCACAAGCUCGGUGAGCAGAACGGCUCUGCCAAUGUUGGCAAUAAGAUAACAGUGUCUGUGUAAGAUGCACAGCUGUGUAUCACGGCAAAUGUGUAUUGCUGUGAUGAAACUGGUGAUUAUUUUCGGGGUCUGCUACUCUGCUUUGUUUGCUUGAUCUCCCUGCUGUUGUUCGCGGGGUAACAAGUUUAUAGUCGCAGAUCCUUGCAGUUUUAUGGUGCAGGGCUGAGGUAGAAGCAACAAUUGUAUACUAGAUAGACAUAGUCACCUAUUCACAUGUUGUACCCUUUGCAAUGUAUUUCCUGCAUGGCUGCAUAUGUCAUAUAUCCUCUAACUGGAUGCUAGCAAAUCAUCCUAGUGACUGGAUGCAAAAAUAAUCUUCGGAGUACCACAAUUCAGUAAGAAAUAAAUGGUGCAUCUUGACCUUGCUAUC
This is a messenger RNA of Lolium rigidum, 1530 nucleotides long. RefSeq names its product SEC14 cytosolic factor-like. The coding region runs from base 171 to 1163 and encodes 330 amino acids. Lineage: Eukaryota; Viridiplantae; Streptophyta; Magnoliopsida; Poales; Poaceae. The record is from RefSeq and is a predicted model, not a curated record. The transcript has 11 exons.